Molecule: messenger RNA, 3224 nt
Organism: Diospyros lotus (date-plum)
Lineage: Eukaryota; Viridiplantae; Streptophyta; Magnoliopsida; Ericales; Ebenaceae
Exons: 19
Coding region: 487-2541 (684 amino acids)
Biological process (GO): protein dephosphorylation; DNA recombination; DNA repair
Molecular function (GO): protein tyrosine/serine/threonine phosphatase activity; DNA ligase (ATP) activity; mRNA 5'-triphosphate monophosphatase activity
Source: RefSeq, a predicted model, not a curated record
GGAGGGUAACCGUGGCGGUUUGGUGUUUGUUCUCUUUUCGCCGUUCUCCGGUGACUGAUUGUCGUUAGCUGUCAUCGUCAUGGAUUUCCUAAACAUAAAUGAAACCUAUUCUUCAAUUUCUCCCUUUUGCCUCUCGGUAUCUCUCUCCCCUAAUUACUCUCUCUAAAAUGCCGGAGCCCUUUCUCUCUCCCUCUCUCCGUAGGGUUUGAAUUCCAAGUUUCCUUCCAGCUUGCAACAACGCAGACGAAAAGAGGAGACACUGCCCUUAUGAUCUCUCCCUCUUUCUACCUUAGAGAACCGUCGAGCUUCUAGCUGCUGCAUGUAGGAGCUAUGCUCGCAUGGGGCUUGCAUUUGACAUCAUUCAUGGAAAAGGAGAAAACUGAUGUCAUCUGAAUUAUAAAUACAUUGUUAAUAAUAUCACAACCGAGAGACUGGAAAAGCACCAGACCAGAAGAUGUUGCUUUGUUUGUGUUGAAUGAUUGCAGCAUGGACUUAAAUGCCUCACCAAAACCAGAAGAAGAUGAAGAGAAUUUUGAGUCACAGUUAGAAGAGAAAAUUGCACCAGGACAUAUUGGACAUGUAGAACACAUAGAAUCUGCAGUAGAGAUUUCCCGUCGGGAACGUGAAGAAAGACGUCAGCGAAUAAAAAGAGAACGCCCAGAUGACAGACAAACACAUGCAUCUCAGUCACCAUUUUCUGAUCAAAAGUACCAAAAAAACUAUAGAACGUAUGACCGGAAUAAGUUACCCCCUGGUUGGUUGGAUUGUCCUGCAUUUGGUCAGGAGAUAGGUUGCAUAAUCCCUUCUAAAGUUCCGCUUGGUGAAUUCUUCAAUGACUCUAUCCCUCCUGGUAGAAGGUACUCUUUUAAGCAAGUAAUUCAUCAACAAAGAGUUUUGGGUAGAAAACUUGGUUUAGUGAUUGAUCUCACAAAUACUAGUCGUUACUAUCCAGUAUCAGAUUUGAAAAAAGAAGGUAUCAAGCAUGUUAAGAUUCAAUGCAAGGGGCGUGAUUCUGUACCUGAUAAUGAGGCUGUAAAUUACUUUGUUUAUGAGGUUUCACAAUUCCUCGUGCGUCAGAAGCACUCGAAGAAGUAUGUUUUUGUCCAUUGCACACAUGGGCAUAACCGAACAGGCUAUAUGAUUGUUCAUUAUCUCAUGCGUACACUAUCCAUCUCUGUUACACAUGCAAUUAAGUUAUUUGCUGAUGCACGCCCACCAGGAAUCUACAAACCAGACUAUAUUGAUGCCUUGUACAACUUCUACCAUGAACGGAAGCCAGACAUAGUUGUUUGCCCUCCAACCCCUGAAUGGAAAAGAUCUUCUGAUCUUGAUCUUAAUGGUGAUGCAGUGCCGGAUGAGGAUGACGAUGGAGGUUUCUCUGCUCCUAUCCAUGAGAAUCAUGAGACACAUGCAACACAUGCUAUUAUGACGAAUGAUGAUGUUCUGGGAGAUAGUAUACCCUUUGAUCAGCAAGCUGCACUGCGACACUUCUGCUAUCAAGCACUGAAGUUGGGUACUGGGGUAAGAGGAAACUCACAAUUUCCAGGAUCACACCCAGUUUCGCUUAACAGGGACAACCUACAAUUGUUAAGGCAAAGGUAUUACUAUGCCACAUGGAAAGCAGAUGGAACACGAUAUAUGAUGCUGAUUACCAUGGAUGGUUGUUACUUAAUUGAUAGGAAUUUUAAUUUCCGAAGGGUCCAGAUGAGAUUUCCUUGUAAAAGCACUACUGAAGCCUUGGCUGAGAAGACUCACCACUUUACAUUACUUGAUGGGGAGAUGAUAAUUGAUACUCUGCCAGAAUCACAGAAGCAGGAAAGAAGAUACCUGAUCUAUGAUCUGAUGGCUAUCAAUCAAGUUUCUGUGAUAGAGCGGCCCUUUUAUGAACGGUGGAAAAUGCUUGAGAAAGAAGUGAUUGAACCUCGGAAUUAUGAGAGGCAAUAUAUAUACCAGAGUAGAAAUCCAUAUUACAGAUAUGACAUGGAGCCAUUCAGGGUGAGGAGGAAGGAUUUUUGGUUGCUUUCUACUGUUACCAAACUUUUAAGGGAGUUCAUUCCAAGGCUUUCCCAUGAGGCAGAUGGUCUCAUCUUUCAGGGCUGGGAUGAUGCUUACAUUCCUCGAACACAUGAAGGACUCUUAAAGUGGAAAUAUGCCAAUAUGAACUCAGUUGACUUUCUCUUUGAGAUAAUCGAUAGCCGCCAGCUACUUUUUUUGUAUGAACGAGGGAAGAAGAAGCUGAUGGAAGGGAACAAUGUUGUAUUUAGUGAUGAUUCUGAUCCUGCCUCAUACUCGGGAAAAAUUAUUGAGUGCUCUUGGAAUUCCGAGGAUGAUGUAUGGGUUUGUAUGCGCAUCAGGACAGAUAAAGCAACUCCGAAUGAUUUUAAUACCUACAAGAAGGUGAUGCGAAGCAUAAGGGACAACAUCACAGAGGAUGUCUUGCUGAACGAGAUUGGAGAGAUCAUUUGCCUGCCCAUGUAUGCAGAUAGGAUACAUAACGAUAGCAAGGCGCAUCACCAUUCAACUUCGGCGCGACGUAGGUGAUGAGGGACCAAUGAGGAGCUCAAUCUGCCAUGAAGGCAGCUGUGGUAUUUUACUCCAGCUCCAACGAGAAGCAUACCUUCCCUGCUUACAGGCCAAUAUAAAUGCCCCCAUUUCCCUAAAAACUUCGGUGCUAGCAUGGCCAUGGUAGCAAAGAAAGAUUCACCGGUGGUGUGUAAUUAGCUACCCUAGUAGUAGCCUUGUAAUGCCACAUGUGCAAUGCUGGAGAAUCGAGCGAUCCAAUUCAGACACAUUAGUGUUAAUUGACAUCAGGAACUAGGAGUUCCCUUCUUGUAGCCAAAUAGGAUCAUUGUGUAUAUUAUACCAUUGUCACUUUUUUUCCGUCUUCUGUCAUAAAAGUUUAGCCAAUUUCAAGUGAAAGAGUUCAAGCUUCUUCAGAUUUUUUGCAUUUCUCCCCUGUGAAUGCAAUUUGAAGGCACCCUUAAUAUGACAGUCCUGAAGUGCAGCCUGUUUGGGAUAUAUAUUAAAGUGAUUUGAUCUGGAACAAUUGCUCACGUAUUUCAACCUGUCAUUCAAUUGACCUCGGGGCUUAAUGCAUUUAUGUUAUGGCUUGUGAAUGAUAUGAAAACGCAGUUUGGGAGCCUUGUUAUUGUUGUUAAAUUUCUGCAUGCUUUAAAUUAGUUCUAAAGUUUUAAUUUUAUUAAUAUAUCUCAUUUUCUAUAAAA